Messenger RNA from Rhizophagus irregularis DAOM 181602=DAOM 197198, 856 nucleotides. RefSeq lists its product as uncharacterized. Gene Ontology annotation, biological process: tRNA metabolic process. The record is from RefSeq and is a predicted model, not a curated record. NCBI's taxonomy places the organism in Eukaryota, Fungi, Glomeromycota, Glomeromycetes, Glomerales, Glomeraceae. Gene Ontology annotation, molecular function: D-tyrosyl-tRNA(Tyr) deacylase activity. Gene Ontology annotation, cellular component: cytoplasm.
UACAAGAUAUAAUUGGAGUGCUAAAAACGUUUAUAUGACCUUGUGAUAAGGGAAGGGAAUAAAGAGGGAAUAAAGAGGGAAUAAAGAGACGCGUUACCCUUAUAUAAAAACGGCUCUCAAUCACGUGCCUUUUUAAUUUUUUUAAAAUGGUUUGAAAAUUCCAAAACUUGCAAUUGUCUUUAAAAAAAGUCAUUAUGCGCGCAGUUCUUCAACGAGUUUUAAAUGCAAGUGUAACAGUCAAUACACAAGUAUCCUCUAUAGAUAGAGGACUCUGCAUUCUUUUGGGUAUAGCUUUUGAUGAUACAAUAGACGAUUUAGAAUAUAUGGUAAAGAAGAUCCUGAAGGUACGCGUAUUUGAAGAUGAAAAAGGUGAGGAAAUGUGGUCAAGAAGUGUUAAAGAUGCGGAAUUAGAAAUUUUGUGUGUAUCUCAAUUCACAUUAUACGGAAGUUUAUCAAAAAAUAAACCAAGUUUUCAUAAUGCAAUGAAAGCUAAUGAAUCAAAGGAAAUGUAUUCAACUUUCUUAAAUAGGCUAAAGCAAGAAUACGUUGAAGAAAGAAUUAAAGAUGGUGUUUUUGGCGAAAAGAUGAUUGUUAACAUAGUGAACGAUGGUCCAGUUACACUAGAAUUGGAUUCACGCAAAUUUAUUUAUGUUGAUAAAUCAAUCUCCUCAAGCAAAUCCAAUAACAAUAAAGAAGAAAAUUAAAUGCAAACUUCAUAAAUUUAAAUUUAUUAAAUUAUUAAUUAUUUAAUAGAAAAAAGUGUAACAUUUAUUACAAACUUUCUAUGAUUAUUUUUAUUUUUGCAAUUCUCCUGCCAUAAAAAAUUUUCCAAGAGUUGGUCCAGAAUAUUGGUUUA